AUGCUGCCAACAUGGGCAUUUCAUACCGCCAUUGUCAUGAUGUGGGGUUUCGUGUACGGCACCGGAAUCCUCGGCGUGAUUGUCACGGAGAACGGCAAGAAUGACGGCGGCUUGUACGUUAGAGCAGGGGCAUGGUGCUGGAUCAACUCGAAGUAUCAGGACAUCCGACUCACCUUACACUAUCUAUGGAUCUUCAUUUCUUUGAUUUGGAACGACCUGUGUUGGAUCGCAAUCUGGAAGAGCAUCAUCUUGCAGGAGCGGAAGCACCUCAACAAGUAA
This is a messenger RNA of Colletotrichum chrysophilum, 279 nucleotides long. RefSeq lists its product as uncharacterized. NCBI's taxonomy places the organism in Eukaryota, Fungi, Ascomycota, Sordariomycetes, Glomerellales, Glomerellaceae. Bases 1 to 279 code for a protein of 92 amino acids. The transcript has 3 exons. The record is from RefSeq and is a predicted model, not a curated record.